GCACGCAGGCGAGUUGGUAUCCCCAAGGUCAAAUACGAGCAAACUGUGCCAUAGGUAUGAAAUGCACGCUUUGAUCGAGUUGUACGGGGCACUGACCAGAACUUUACACUCCAGGAACGUUUCGAAAAAUGCUGCUUUAAUUCACAGUUUAAGUUAUGCAAUAAUUAGCUUAAAAGCAUGUGUUACAUGGACAAGAGAAGCCUGAAGGUCAGAGACCAGAAAUGAGUGGAACGCUAUCUUAAGCCAAAAAAAGUGUAAUUUUUAUAUAAUACUACUUAGAUGAAGAAAGGUAAAAAAAGAAAAAAAAUUCCAAUGAUAAUUAUCCCAUUCAGACAUUAGUGAAUAUGUCACUCAAUCCAAGUCGACCUUCCUCAUCAGAGUUGGUGGAACUUCAUGUUUUUUAUGUCCCUGAGGGAUCGUGGAACUAUAAGCUAAAUACCAUUUCAACAGAAGUUGUUAACAGAUUCAUUUCAGCUGGAUUUCUGAGAGUAUCUCCUCAACUUACUUUACAAGCCCUGAGGGAGCGUCUGGGUGAGUUCCUGGGUGAAGAUGCUAUUGCAGAAAAAUUUUUGUUUCUGAAAUGCAUUGGAAAUAAUUUAGCUGUGGUGAAGGAAAAGCAAGAAUCAGAACUGAAACUCAGAUCAUUUACUCCUCCAUAUGCUCUUCAACCAGAAUUAUAUUUGCUUCCUAUAAUGGACCACUUAGGAAAUGUUUAUUCACCAUCAUCAACAGUUAUUUUGGAUGAGCGGCAGACUAAUAAUGGCAUUACUGAGGUUGAUGGAACAAUCCACAGACCAAUUAGUGUAACUUUGUUCAAGGAGGAACCUGGAAGAGAUCCCAGUUUGUUAGAAAACACUUUGAAAGAGCUUCCUAACAAGAAUCAGGAAGAAGCAUCAGCUGGGGGAAAAGCCACUACAGAACAAAGCCAGAUUGCAAAAAAUCAAAUUGGAAAUUCUGAGUUACCAAGAUCAUUGGAAGAUUCAGAUAAUAAUUAUUUUGACACCCAAAAAAGUCAGUGUCUUUGGAAAAAUGAAGAUGAUACAGCUAUCAGUAGAACACAGGACAAUCAGAUAGGUGAAAAAGAGUACAUCACCUUACCAGAUCACCCUUUACUUCCUUGUCAGCCUAUUCUUCCUUCAGGAAUAACUGCUAUCUCUUUAUUACAAACUGAAACUUAUGUUGGUUGGAAGAAAAAAUACUUGGAAACAAAAAAAGUCACCGCAUCAAUGGAGGAGGUUUUAACAAACCUUCGAGAAGAUUUGGAACUCUACUACAAAAAACUGCUCAUGCUACUUGAAGCCAGGGAGAUCAAGAUGAGACCAAAGAAUCUGGCAAGCAUCACAGGCCGUAAGAAUUACCUUAUAAUCCAGAUCACUGAGGUGCAGCAUGCAAUUGACCAGCUUAAGCGAAAACUGGAUACUGACAAAAUGAAACUCAUAAUAGAAGUUAAGAGGAGAAAACAAGCAGUUUCAGAUUUACGAACGUUGAAAACUGGCACAGAAAAAAAUUGAUACGUCUCUACAAUCUCAGUAAGGGAGCAUUGGCUGCCGCAGUACAUUCUGACCAGAUCUGACUUCGUUCAUCAUAAGACAUCACGAAGAGGAAGUCACAAGCAUCUGCAAUUCCAGUAUAAUUAUAACAUCUUCUGUCUAUGUUCUUUGGAGACCAAGCAACAUCAAAAGUUACCUGUGGAAAAAAAUUUUACUACUUUAUGUAACAUGAUCAAAUAUGCAUAUUAUGUCAGAUUUUUAAGAUUAUAUACUUUCUUACCUUAUACUACACAAGGAAGAACUGUUUAUGGUAUAUGAAUGUAGGGUUUGACACACACAGAACUUGAACCAUUCUAAGAAAUAUUUUUUUGCUUAUACUUAUAGUUGGACAUACAAUGACCAGGAGCAGGAUACUAUAUAGAAGAUGGCCUUCAAACUCAAAAUGUCUUCAAACGCUAGGCUGGUACUUCAGCUGAUUAAAAGAAGCAGGUAUAAUGACAAUAGGGUAUGGUAAUGCCCCUGAGCAACUAGAGAGUAAAGGCACACUAAAAGAAUUCAAAUACAAAAGUUUUUAAAAUAUUGUGCAGGUUAAAUGUGUCACCUGUUGGCACAACCUAACUGGUUUGUGAGUUUUGGCACCUGAUUCACAAUCACCUUAUAUGGUAGGUUUGGCCCAAUAUUACAGUUAGACAAUAGUAGUUUCAUGGCCCACAGGUAUAGAUUAAUCAACUAAAAACGUUGAACACAUAAUUUAAAUGAUAUUAUUUUAUGGAAAUAUUCAAAUAAGUGUUGAGUAAUAUAUUAUCUUUAAUUUUUGUGGGGUUUUUUUUU
Messenger RNA from Saimiri boliviensis boliviensis (Bolivian squirrel monkey), 2321 nucleotides. RefSeq names its product spermatogenesis associated 1 (gene SPATA1). The record is from RefSeq and is a predicted model, not a curated record. NCBI's taxonomy places the organism in Eukaryota, Metazoa, Chordata, Mammalia, Primates, Cebidae.